Molecule: messenger RNA, 3765 nt
Organism: Micropterus dolomieu (smallmouth bass)
Lineage: Eukaryota; Metazoa; Chordata; Actinopteri; Centrarchiformes; Centrarchidae
Product: protein O-GlcNAcase
Exons: 17
Coding region: 189-2603 (804 amino acids)
Biological process (GO): glycoprotein metabolic process
Molecular function (GO): beta-N-acetylglucosaminidase activity
Source: RefSeq, a predicted model, not a curated record
UUCAGCUGAGUACCUGAAUGCAGCACGAGAGCUCCAGCGAUGUAGAGGGAAGGAGAGGAAGAGGAGGAGGGUGGAGGCAGAUCGAGGAGAAGCAUGAAGAGGAUCCCCGGUAUCUAAGCUGACUGACGGGGCGAGCAUCUCGUCUUCCCUCGCUCGAUAGGGCCGACAGGAAGCGGAGGGAGGACAGGAUGGAGGAGAGGAAGCAGUUUCUUUGUGGGGUGGUGGAAGGUUUCUAUGGGAGGCCUUGGUCUAUGGAUCAGAGGAAAGUUCUCUUCCAAUGGAUGCAGCACUGGGGGUUGAACACCUACCUGUAUGGCCCAAAAGAUGACCUGAAACACAGACUGUUGUGGAGAGAAGUCUAUUCUCCUGAAGAGGAGGGUCAGCUGCGUACUCUCAUAGCGGAAGCCCAGUCGAGAGGCCUGAAGUUUGUUUACGCCCUCUCUCCUGGUCAGGACAUCGUCUUCUCUUCUUCCUGUGAUCUGACACUACUCAAGCGCAAGCUGAGACAGGUAUCAGACCUGGGUUGCCAGGCUUUCGCCAUUCUGUUUGAUGACAUCGAUCACUCCAUGUGUCAGGCCGACAGCGAGGCCUUUUCUUCAUUCGCCCAUGCUCAGGUCACUGUAACCAAUGAGAUGUAUCGGUUCUUGGGGGAACCACCUGUCUUCCUAUUCUGCCCAACAGAGUACUGUGGUUCUCUGUGUUCUCCCAGUAUAUCAAAGUCUCCCUACCUGCAGACUGUUGGAGAGGACCUGCUGCCCGACAUAACUGUGAUAUGGACAGGCAGUAAGGUCAUCUCUAGGAAACUGUCUGUAGACUGCCUGGCUGAGGUCGAGGCUGUCCUUCAGCGACCCCCGCUCAUCUGGGACAACCUGCAUGCUAAUGACUAUGACUCUAGACGUCUCUUCCUGGGGCCUUUUAAGGGCCGAGAGCCUCAGCUGAGGAGACAGCUGAGAGGCCUGUUACUCAACCCCAACUGCGAGUUUGAAGCCAACUACAUCCCUCUCCAUUCGCUGGGAAGCUGGUACAGAGCUGGAGAAGAGGAGAAGAAAGAUGAGGAGUGUGAAUACUGUCCAGAUAGAGCUCUGUCUGCUGCACUACUUGAUUGGAUGGAGGAACUCAACCAACCACUACAAGCAGGUCGGCAGAGCACACGAUCAGACCAGCGUUCCUCUGCUCCAACAUCUCUCUGUAAAACUCCUGACAGAUCCGACUGCAGAGGAACCUCUGCUGUGGCCAGACUUCCUGUUUUCCCCCUGAACUCCAGCUCACCCCCAUCGUCACCCACUAAGGUCAAGGAGGGGAAGGAGGGACAAGAGGGGGAGAAGAAGAGGUCAAACCAGCCUAAUCAACCCAAUCAACAACCUCCAGGAUCCAGGCCUGGAGCACCUUCAGGCGGAUUCAGGGGACAGAAGGCCCAGGGUCGGGGACUAUGUGGUGGGAAGGGCCUACUAAGUGAGUCCCAGGUGCGACUGCUGGUUGGUCUUCAUUAUCUGCCCCAUGAGCAUGGCCCGUCUGCCCAGAAACUGCUGCAGGACCUGACCUGGUUGAAAGAAAACUGCCACCUGGUCAGCGCUAACAACAAGAAGGCACCGCCUCAGAAGAUUGAUGAGUGGCGCGGUCGGGCCUCUGGAUUCCUGUCCCUGUGUGAAGACAUAGCACAGCUCCACUGCAGCGUGGUGGGCGGAGCCAAUAGGGCUGUGCUGUAUGAUCUUUAUCCUUAUGUGUGGGACCUGAGGAACACGGCUCUGGUGGCUAAAGCAUUCAUAUGCUGGCUGGAUGGACGAGUUUUAAGUGACAGCUCCACCCUGGGAACCUGGAGGAACUGCUUCCAGUGGUGUGGGAAGACCACAGGGGCAGACCUACUUGGAGUGGAGUCAGAGCCAUGGGUGUUCAAAGGAGGCGUGUCUGGAGAGGUGCAGAUGCUUCUCCCAAUAGGAAACAGCAGUGAAAUCUUCACUCAUCCUCCUCCUCUCUUCCCUACCUCUCGUCUCUAUAACAUCAGGCCCUACCACAGCAAGGACAAGGUGGAGCUGUAUCGGAUGGUGCGCCAACUCCACCUGAGGACUCAGGGUGGCCAAGAUUCCAGUGUUACUCACCCAGAUGUGAUAGGAGACAGAUGUCUCGGACCGUGCUUGGCAUUGUGCCCCGAGUACAGCUUCAUCUUGGAAGAUGAACUGGGUGUGUGCGGCUGUGUGUUGGGCAUCUUGGAUGUUCGCUCCUUUGCCAAGCGGUGCCACGCCAGCUGGCUGCCUGCCAUGAGGGACAAAUACCCACCCAAAGGGGGCAACACACACCCCAACACACAGGACUUGAUCACGCUGAUGGAGGAGGACCAGGGAGAGUACCCAGACUCUCUCCUGUAUCACUUCCCCUCUCAGCUGCGACUGGAUGCCCUGCCUGAGUUGGUAGACAUCAGCGUCAGCCGCACCCUGCUCACCGCCCUCCUCACAGCACUCAAGGCCAACGGUUCUCAGGGUGUGUUCUGCGAGGUGCAGCCGACAGACCGUCAGAGGCUGGAGUUCUUGACAAAACUGGGCUUCCUGGAGAUCCUCAGAGGAGAAGCCAGGAGCAGAGAGGGAGUGGUGCUGGGGAGGCUGCUCUGAACACAGACACACACACAUAAACACACAUGGUCACUCACAUAUACACACUACAAGAAACAUGUAAAGACACACUGCACCCAUCCAGUAGAUACACACUUACACACAGAGAAAUAUGUUUGAAACACAGUGCAGCAGACGGUUAAGCUUUGCAUUCUCUCCAUCUAGAGAGAAAACCUUUUUAAGGAACAAUCCUGGAUUCCUUUGAGACUGUGUGGCAGUAAUGGGGAUAAACCCAGAGAUUUUUGAGAGAUUUACAAAAUCUAAAAUAAGCUUGGAUUUUAAACCUUCAGCAGAGCUAUGCUAAUCAUUCUCAGAUCCCACCCCUGGCUAUGGAUUACAAGAAGUUAAAAGGAAAUCAACAACAGAAUAGUUUGAGAUGUGAGCAGAGCAGUAGAUCUCAGCAGCUACAACUUUUCCUCUGUGGCACGCAGCAUUUGCACAUGUGUAACUUUUCUGUUAAAGGAGCUAUUAUCAAUAUUCUACCAAAUACAUUACCAAAAACAGAGAGUCAAUGUUGCAUUUCCCGAGGUAGCCACAAAAACGACUUAAAAUGCAUGAUAAUGUUGCUCUGUACUCGCUGGAUGUGUAAGUAAACUGUUUGCUAACACGUUCUCUGCAUCAUCUAUAUAAGGUAAUAAUAUGUUCGCAAUGUGUUCACAGCUUGGUGGCAAAAAAUAAUUGUGUUCUUCCACAUUCAAGUGAAAAUAUGAGAAUAAACAAAUAUACAGCAGGUACAUUUUUGAGCCACUGGUGCUGUGGCAUAUAGGAUCAUAAUUCAUUAAAUACUCACUUGAAAAAUGGAUAGAUUUAAACUAUAUAGAACUUAUAUUAAUAUAAAAGAGAAGAAUUAAAAAAGGGACCAUAGGGAUACUUUUGGUACUUUUGGCAAGUACUGGAGUCUUUGAUGAUAGCUGGACUGGCUUCAAGGAUCUGCCCUGGUGAAGUGUCCUUAAGCAAGGCACUAAAUCCUUAUAAGCCUCAGAGCUAACUGUUCUGAGCUGACCUCACCUCUGACCUACCUGGAGAGGGGCAAAUGUUAAACCCAAAAAACCAAAGUGUAAAAAGCACACAUUGUAGGUGGACUGUGUUAUCUUUGGAAAGAAACAGACAAGCUAAGCUAACUACCUGCUGGCUUCAUCUACAUAUUUAACAUUUAGACAUG